Messenger RNA from Humulus lupulus (European hop), 1793 nucleotides. Its product is annotated as mitochondrial fission protein ELM1-like. The transcript is spliced from 11 exons. The coding region runs from base 100 to 1368 and encodes 422 amino acids. Lineage: Eukaryota; Viridiplantae; Streptophyta; Magnoliopsida; Rosales; Cannabaceae. Gene Ontology annotation, biological process: mitochondrial fission. The record is from RefSeq and is a predicted model, not a curated record. Gene Ontology annotation, cellular component: mitochondrial outer membrane.
GCAACUAGAAACAGAAGGAUGAAAGCAUGGAAUUUCCAUGGAAUUUGAAUAAGAUUCUCUAAACCGCAGAGCAGGUUGCUUGCGGUGGAGCCUACUCAAAUGAGGCCAAUCAGGCUCCCCGAAGUUACGAUCGGAAUUUCGGGCUCGCUGGAGAUAUGCUCCCGUGGAAUUCACGGCGUUAUAAAACGCGCCCUUAUCAUAGGAAACGGCUUCGCCGGCGCCGAGAAUCAGUGCAUCGGUUUGGUUCGUGGUCUUGGCCUCUCAGGUCGCCAUUCUCUUUACCGUGUUAGUAGACCUAGAGGAGGGAUUAACGAGUGGCUUCACUGGAUUCCAGUUUCUCUACACAAAAAAUUAGAGUACUUGUUCAUGAGGAUUCACGGAAGCUUGCGACUUCGAAUACCGGCUAAAGGGCACAAAGUAAAUCCCUUUCCGUUUGGGCAAAAUGGCAUAGCUGAUAUUUUAGAGGCUGAUGCAAAGCACAUUGCAAAUAUGGCUCGUGAUAAUUUCGAUAAGGAUGGUCCGUUGCUGGUGGUAGCAUCUGGCAGGGAUACCAUUUAUAUUUCAAGCACCAUAAAGUGUUUAGCUCCAGAAAGUGUUUUUGUUGUACAGAUUCAACAUCCUAGGACACAUCUGAAUAGGUUUGAUUUGGUUAUAACUCCUCGUCAUGAUUAUUACCCAUUGACACCUCAUGGACAGGAGCAAAUUCCAUGGUUUUUACGAAGGUGGAUUACUCCACGUGAACCACCUGGUAGGAAUGUGGUUCUCACUGUUGGAGCUCUUCACCAAGCUGAUUCUGCAGCACUAAAGAAAGCUGCUUCUGCCUGGCACGAUGAGUUGGCACUGCUUCCCAAACCUUUGGUUGUGGUUAACAUCGGAGGCCCUUCAAGAAAUUGUCGUUAUGACGUUGAUCUUGCUAAUCAGUUAGCAUGUAUGUUACAAAAUGUCCUUUCGAGUUGUGGAAGUGUGAGAAUAUCAUUCUCUAGACGAACUCCUGAGAAGGUGUCCAAAGUUUUUGUUAAAGAAUUAAGUACUAAUCCGAAAGUGUACAUUUGGAAUGGUGAAGGCCUAAAUCCACACCUGGGGCAUCUAGCUUGGGCUGAUGCUUUUGUAAUCACAGCUGAUUCUGUCAGUAUGUUGAGUGAGGCUUGCACUACAGGCAAGCCUGUUUAUGUAAUUGGGGCUGAACGGUGUACAUGGAAGUUUGCGGAGUUCCAGAAGUCUUUACAGGAACGAGGAGCGGCUCGACCAUUGACCGGGAAAGAGGAUAUGUCCCAAAGCUGGAGCUAUCCUCCUCUUAAUGACACUGCAGAAGCUGCCCAUGGGGUAAAUGUGGCACUAUCUGAACGUGGAUGGAGUAUACUUACAUAGUGGCCUUACAAAGUUCUCGCUCAGUCUUUUAAAUUCUUUCUCUUCUUUUUCAUCUUCUUCACAAGAGUUUUCCCAGUUUUGUCUAGAAUAGGUAUUUUUGUAUGGAUUGAAAGGCUUAAGAGUAGACACCAGCAGAACAGUGUCUACUGUCUAUUGUAUGUAUAAUAGAUGAGAUAGGUUUUGUUCUUUUCCUCUACCUAAAAAUAGAAGAAGAAAAAGUUGAGAAAGGGUUUUUACAUACAUAAAAGUAAUUUAAAGCUAUGUUGCCUUAUUGAAGUGGUCCCAAAUGUUGCAGUACAUAAAAGAAACCUAAAAUCAAAUCUCUCUUUAGUGCUAUUGAAUUCUCCCUUCCCGUGUGGAGCGGUGAGUUGUGUAAUCUUUCUCUAUUUAUAAUUUGAGUUUAGCAACACUGGUUCUUUUUUUUU